AUUAAUAGAGAAUUAUACUAUAGGUGUCUAUACUUGAGGAUAAAAUUAAAUAUAAUACUUGCCUUAUGUGAUUUCGAUGAAGUCUAAAUUGAAAAGUCGCCAGAUGGAAUUGAAUCCAAAAGUUUUUAAAUUACAAAAUUUUCAGCUUAAUAAUUCAGUGAGAUAAUUAUUUUUGUAAUUUCUCUAAAUUUACAAGGUGGAGCACGAAUAGUGGUAGUACAUUAUGACAUUUUUUGUGCAUUACAAAUGUGCGGCUUUGCCAUCGAAAACUUGCCUCGUGUCCACACUAAUGCGCCCCGACCCUAAUAUUGACAAGUGGGUAGCGAUAAGAUAUGACAAUCACGGAUGAACAUUCUGUGUAGGAGAGUCAUUUCAGAGUGGUACAAGUUGAAUAUUUCGUUUUAACCAUGUCAAAAAUAUUUAAUAUCGUAGGUUUUAUAUUGCUUUUAGAUUUAAAUAUCGGAAGUGAUGGCAAGGCCUAUUCAAUUUAUUGUCCAUUGACCACCAACCCAUCCGGACUCGGUAGGACGGCAUCCGGUUCAGUGCGAUGUGCUGAAGGAACCAGUGAAUUUAUUGCUCAAUGUUUCCACGAAGGAAGUUGGAUAUCAGGACACCUUAGUGCGUCCCACGGAAAGGCAUAUGUGGUCUCAGAGGCUGAACAAAUUAUUGAGUACGACACCUACAGAACACUGACGGUUCCGGAUUAUUGUGACAUCUCUUGGAGGGAACCCAGUGGAGAUUUAGCAACUGCUGUCAUCGUUGAUCCCAGUAGACCAGAUGAUGGAUACGUCACGAGGGGUGAGGCCGGGAUGCAAUCUUACUGUGCAACAUAUUUUCAGAAUAAGAAAAAUCUACUUCCGACCCCCGGGUCGCCCACAAUAAAUUGGGAAAGUGAGAUAUUAUUUUCCACCUAUCCUCCCCUGCAAGUAAAAUUAGUCGACAUAAAAUACGAAACAUCGUUCAUCCGCGAAUCCGACUCGGUUACUUCAGUUUUUGGUCAAGAGAAACUUGAGAUAGGUCAAGACCUUCCUAUAUCUUCUCAAAUUAAUAUAAACCAUAGCAAAUCUUUUAUUGAGAACUUCACGUUUUUCGAGGACGAUUUUAACUGGAUUGGGGUAGAAAAGGUUAGCGUAGCCUUUACCAUGCCGUUCACUCACUCAGAGCGGUUGCAAACGAUAUCCGUUCGAGAGAAAGAUAAUACCAUCAGUUUUGUAACACAAGACUCAUAUUCCACAUCAGGCGUAGUUACAAUUAACGCCCAGGCAACUUUUGAAAUAUGUUCGGUUGCUUAUAUUCUUGAACAGGUGGAAAUUCCGUUUCUUGCAAAUUUAAUAUUUGAGUCUGAUCGGGUGCCGGGGACACAUAUCCAACAUAUGUUGAAUAUUUGGGGAAGGACGACCGGAACAAUCGAUGAAAACGAUAGAGUUGUUGUCGGAAUAACAGGGAAACUCAAGGGACGAUUUGUUCUUAAUAAAGCACUAUAUAUGGAUCCAAUUGACUGGGUAAACUUUUCUACACUUUGUGCAAAACAUAAACGAGUUCAAUGAUUUUGAUGUAAAAAAUAUGUAUUUUAAGAAAAAAUCAAAAAUACUUGUCAAGUUUUAUUUAGUGCUACAAUUAGUUUUAUAUAUCUACAUAUAGUUUACAUACAUACAUAUGUAUAUAGUAGUUUAGUUUAUAUGUCACUUGUGGAAGAGCAUGGUUUCUACAUAUCUCCGAACUUGUUUGACCUUCAGCUAUACAUGAUCAUCAGCUAAGGUAAAGUAAAGUUUGUAUGAAAAGUAUCUUCAUGUUUGAGAUUUGGUCGCCGUUUGUUCUAUAUAUAGGUCAAUUUAUCUCGAUGCAUUUUUUACCACAUGAUUUAAGGCAUUUUCAGACGGUACUUCUUUUUUAUAUGUUACGCUUCUAAUAUUUAGUUAAUUAAUUAAUUAUUAUUUGACUUGACUUGAAAAUUAGGAGGUGCCUGAAACACGGCUGCAAAAGUUUUUUAAGACAACCCAAUGUCCGCUAGACCAAACAUAACAACAAAUAUCAAUAAGCAAGAGUUUCAUUUUUCUGAGUUUGUUAAUAUGAAUUUUGGAAUAUUUUGAUUUUGCCAAAACUUAUGUAUAAUACAUGAAAAAUUUACGUAUGUAUUAAAUGUUUAUAUAAGAAUCGAAAAUAAAUACCUUAUGGUAUUGAAACCUAACACGAUUCAAUCUACAUUAGAGUAAAUGACAGUAUUUGUCCAAAAUUAUAUAACCCUACAUUCUUAUUGAGGGCAUAAGCGCCUGUCGGCGCCCCUGAGAUUGGGCGCCACGGGCAAUUGCCCGGGUUGCCUGCCCCAAAAUCGGGGCCUGAUAGUGACACCGUUCGGUGACGAGCCUUAGGAAUUAGAAUUACUAGCUUUGGAUUAUAUACAUUUUCUUGUGCAAGCUUUCCGACGUAGCAAAUGUCAUAAAUACAAUUUAAUGCAACUCUACAGUUUAUUAUUUAUGGACAAACGCUAGUUAUUGUGUACAACUCCUCCUCUCCGAUAUUUGUACUCGGAUCGUCGUCAGACUUUAACGCGAUUAUAUGUCGACUUAGCCAUUUUUUAUUUCAUGAAAAAUUUAAAUAAAAGUGCAAGA
Molecule: messenger RNA, 2609 nt
Organism: Folsomia candida
Lineage: Eukaryota; Metazoa; Arthropoda; Collembola; Entomobryomorpha; Isotomidae
Exons: 2
Coding region: 408-1547 (379 amino acids)
Source: RefSeq, a predicted model, not a curated record